Acyrthosiphon pisum (pea aphid) is the source of this 2919-nucleotide messenger RNA. RefSeq lists its product as uncharacterized. The record is from RefSeq and is a predicted model, not a curated record. The transcript has 6 exons. NCBI's taxonomy places the organism in Eukaryota, Metazoa, Arthropoda, Insecta, Hemiptera, Aphididae. Bases 185 to 1984 code for a protein of 599 amino acids.
GAACGCGGCCGUGCCCAGCAGAGUUUACUCGAACGGCGACCCGCGUGCGAUUCUAUAGCCCGAAAUAUUAUUACACCGAGCAGAGAUCCUCAGCACUCCGGACCUUCGACAUCUACCGUGGUUUACUUGUCUGCGCGAGUGUUGCGCGUGAACGUUACCGGAAGAUACGAAACGUUACGAUAUUAUGUCGGCCAAGACGAUGUUCUACGCGUUUGCCGUCGUAGCAUUGGCCGCGGUCUGGUCGGCCGCGGCUCUGCCACUGGUCGUCGACGAUGUCACGUCGCCGGCCAUUGUGAAGUCAAACGUCGACGAGGCCACGUCGGAGAAGGUGGUUCAGAAGCAGGAGUCCGAACAGCAGCAGACGGAAGGCACGGAUGCGUCGGUUCUGCAAACGGACGUGACCGCAUCGUCCCCGGACGUGCAGCAAUCCAGUCAAACGGAAGAAGUGACUGCGGGAUCGGCAGUUCCAGUGGUUGGAACCGACCCAGCCUCACCGGAAGUCUCAAACUCAAAGGCCGAAUCCGACGUUCCUACCACCGCUACCGAUGUUGAACGAACGGACAGCGUCGCCGGAACCAACUCGCCCACCCCGUACCCUUCCAGCUCCGAUGCCAAACCCGACCCGUCUGUCCCCGUCCACGGCCAAACGCCCAAACCGUACUUCACGGGUAGCGUGCAGACCGUGAAACUAGGACCUAACAUGCCGUUCUUCUUGGAAUUUUUCCAGCCUUUCCAGUCUUUCCAGCCUUUCCAGCCAUUCCAGCAUGUCAUUCCCAACUAUGAGCAACAACCGUUUAAAAACCAACCGAUACCGUUCGGCGCCCCCAUCGACCCAUUCGCCAACCCCAUGAACGCCCAACCUUUCAACAAGAUGGUUGAAGCGUACACCAACGAUUUCAGAACGCCCGGAGUCAUAAUAUUAAAACCGAAAAGAAACGUCCGAGUUAAUACAACCGCAAUGCCACCCAUUCCGUUGUUAAUGAACAUCAUGCUUAACGCUUUUCGGCAUCACGAGCCGUCAGGCAUGUUGGAAUCUUUCGACAAAAUGGGCCUGCCACCAUUGGAAAGUGUGGGCAUCAAACAAGAAGGCUCGAACAAGCCCGUGAGGAAGACUACAUCCAAGACCGAGAUCAUUGACGGGCACAGAGUCCAAAUAAACGAAACGACGGUCAGCGACGGAGACGAAAACCACAAGAGUUUCUACCAUUUCAAAGAGAUCUCAGUGCUGCCCGAAGGGUUCAACAAAGAAAUCUUAACCGAAGGGAUCAAUAAAGAAGUCUCAACCGAAAAACAGAUAUCGAUAACUGACGACGAUUUGGAGACACAAAAAGUGGAGACAAACGAAAUCAAGCCGUACGUUAUCAUGAAGAAUCAAGACAACCGGGCGAACUUUGUUAAAAAGACACCGGCCGGACCCGUCCCGCUGGACGAUCAAUUCCAGACUGCCGCGGCCAGCUACUACGCGCCUUACGCUCCGAUGUUCCGGUCGCAUCAACAGCCACCAACCGGUCGUUUGCAGCAGAAGCAGUACCACGGAUCGUACAUGACGCCGAACCAGGGAUUUUACCCGGCACCGAACCAGGGAUUUUACCCGGCACCGAACCACCAAGGCCAUUACCCUGCACCGGUCCAAGGUUAUUACCCGGUGGCACCUAACCAAGGUUAUUACCCGGCACCGAACCGAGUACCGCAUCCAGCCCAGAACCACGGAUCGCGUCCGCAUCAACAGCCAAUCAGCUUGGAAGGCGACACUCUGGUCAACGAGUUGGUCGCGGCACAACAGCAAGCGACCGGCGGCACGGUGUUGCCGCCCAACGUGGAGUUUGUGGACGUGAACGGCAAACCGCAACCCAGCGGCGAGUAUCAUCAAUACUACAACAGCCAACACCACCACAACAACAACAACAACAACAACAACAACAACAACAACAUCAACGACAGCGGGAAUCGCGGUCAUGACAAGUUUCCCGGCCGUAAGUACUGACGGCGCGGUCCAAUCUAACCGCGGUCGGUGCGCGUUGAGACUUAAUGAUUUAGGAUAUACAAUUAUAAUUUAUAAUAUCGAAUUAAUACGUAGGUACUAAUAGUAUGUGUGUAGUAAACUCUGCAACAGGUAAAUACCGAGACCGCAGUAUCGAACCGUUUUAUCGUUAACACGUCCAAUAUUAUUAUACUCGGUACCUAUGUCAUAGGAAUAACAUUUUAUUAUAUGUCCGCGUCAAGUCUAGGUAUUCCGUAUUAUGAGAAGUCUUUGUCAUUAUCCGGUCAUUCAAAUAUCUAUUUAUCAAGAAUAUUGUUUUUGAUUUGUUUGUAUAUACAUAUUCUUUAUUUUAAGUACUUAUAUUAUAAUAUUACUAGGUAUGUUUUUUUUACGUGUCCACCCUCUGCAGAGGCCGUCGACUGUCGUUGAGGUCGCUCCUCUCCCUCUCACUCUUAUAUUUUGUAAUAUCUGUGUACCGGCGGUUUAUUAUUCCAACGUAUAAUUAAUAAAUAAUCUCAUCGCCCUCGCAAUACACACAUUUAAUUCAUGAAUAUAUUAUUUUCACGAAUAAACUGAAAUUUGCUCCACGUGGAAACGAAAAUAUACCUAUAAACUAUUAUAUUAAAACAAUUAUUAUUUUAACCAAUGUUUGUCUCACUCUACACGCUGACAGGUUUUUCAAAAAUUAUGAUUUUCCUAUGUUCAAUCGUGAUUGAUCCAAUGUUUGUCGUUGAUUUUGAUUCGUAUUAGUUAUUAGUUAUUAGUUAUUACUUAUUAACUUAUUGUUAUGUGAUUAUUUAAUAACCGCAGUAUGCCUAAUAUGUAUAUUAUGUUUCUACAAUAAAUCGUAAUGAUACCAAAGUUAAAAUAUGAUAUUUUAUUUUGUAUUAUUUUUAUUUGUCUUUAUUUGUUUACAAUUUUUAUAUUAAGGCUUGAUA